AGAGGGGAAGUUCACAUUCACAGCGCAAAUACAUAGAGAGCCAGUCAACCACCCAAAGCCACAUUUAGAAAAGAGAGAGAACAAGAGAGAGACAUGCAUAUCAGACUGAAGAGUAGAUGAUCAUUGAGCUGUUGUAGCUGUUUGAACAGAUGUUUAGAGCGUUAAAGUGAGUUUGGGUUUUGAGCGUUCAUGUGGAAAGGGACGUGAACUGAGUAUUAUUGUUGGAUAUGAUGCUGAACUGACAUUAAAACAUGGAUUGGACCUCAUGGAUUUGUUUUCUAGUCUGCUGGAUCCCAGGAUUGAUAGCAGGUGAGCAGAAGGAAUUAAAUCUGACGUUCGACAUAUGGGAGGGAAAUGUAACAGUGCUGUGGGAUCCCCCUAAUGGGGCCCCUGUACCUGCCUUUUAUCAAGUAAAACUAGCACUAGAUAUUGGUCCUGAUGCUGAAUGGGACAUUGUGCCAGAAUGUAACAUGACUACAGAAACUAAAUGUGAUCUUGGGAACUUUAUAUUCAAACCGACAAUGAAAGUAAAAAUUGAACUGUUAAGUGGAAAUGGUGAAUCUUCCUGGUUGGUGAUAAGAAGGAUUCGUUUAGAUGAUAUUAAGCUGUUGCCUCCAGACUUUGACCUGUUCUCCGGGCCAAAUACGAUGAAGGUUAAGAUUCACAGAAAGCCAUUUCUCAAAGAGCUUUUUCAAUAUGGACUAAGUUACUCUGCCAUUCUGUAUCCGAGAGGACAGGAGAGUAAGGCUAAAACAUUGAGCGAUGAUGAUGAUGAAGAUGGUGAAGUGGAAUUUACUGAUUUAUCAUAUUGGCAAGCGUAUUGUGUCCGUGUGAGAUUGGAGAUCACAUCUAAUGCAGUGAGCAAUACCUCAUUGCCACGCUGCAUACAUCCACCCACAGAUUUGUCAGUGGUGAUCUCCAUCGGAGUUAUUGGUGUAGUCGGAGUCAUAACUUUAUUCAUGUUAUUAGUCUGUUUCUUCCUGAGGCGUCCUGGUAAAAUGCCUGCUGUUCUGAAAUUGGCUGUGAAUGGAUGGCUCCCAAUGAAUGUAGGACAAACUGAAGUGGAAUCAGUCACUCAGAAGGGAUGGCUACUGAACAGCACUAAAAUGGCAGAAAAGACCAAAUCAUUCGAUGAAAUAGAGGAGCUUUCUGAGGAUGAAAAAGAGAGAAGGGAAAGCACUGACAGCGGCGUAAGCAUCGGCCAGCAGGACUCGAUCAAAAACAGACCCCUAAGAGAGGAAGACAGCGGCUGUGGGAGUCUGACAGGAACCGAGGACAGCCUCAGCGGUGGAAGAAGAAGCCUUGAGGAGCUUCCUUUCCUGGAUGGAGGAGGAAACAGCAGUACUGUUGAAAGAACAAGAGAGGACAGUGGAUUGGGAAUUCAAACCCAAGAUAUUUCUGACAAACCCAAGCCUAUGCAUGAUGAUCUCUUAUCUGAGAUUGUAGUAAUUGGGGAUGGGUAUCGUAGUCAGAGUCCUUCAGCUGAGGAUGAAACCGAAACAACCAUUCAAUGUGAUGAAGACGCUAAUGUGGUUAGUCACACCAAUGGCUAUCGAUCUGGUCAAGUCACAUGCUUGUGUUCUGACUCCGAAACUUGCAUGUGGUGCAAAACCAGGAAGCUCCUAACAGACUUUGAUUCAUUUUCUCACGAACAAACUGGUAAUGACAACGAUAGACCAAGAUAUUUAAAAAAAUCUCCUUUAGAGACUGUGAAUAUAUUAGGACUGGACGAUCUGUCCUGCCAUUCAGACAAAACAGAGGAGUCGUCACUUUUCAUUACAUGUCCACUACUUUUAAAAGAGCCUUACAAGACGGACACUUUGCCUUUUACAUUAGGAGACGUAGAGCUGACAUUUACGUGAGACUUUUUCAGGUUGAACUAGGUUAUUAUUAUGCUGUUUGCUCUAGCAGUUAUUUAUUUAGAAAGAUGGCAGAGAUGUGCUACAUAUGCUGGGCCCUCAAAUGAAGAAUCAGCUUCUGUCACUUCCUUCAUGCGUCAGGCCAGCGUUUUUGGUUAAAUGCUGAGAAGAGACAAGAUAUGGAGAGUGUGAAAUCAUCAGGAUAUGAUGACGCUCACAGUUAUUCUGGCUGACAGAUUGCAAUAUAAUUCUGAAUUGUGUUACAGACUUGUAUUGAUCAUUUGCGAAUUUGCACAUGUAUUGUAAAUAUUCACUGUACAUGUUAUAUAUGUACAGACAUUUUUUGAUGUUCUGAAUUUCAUUGCUGAAUGUAAUGGAAUGUGAUAUUAAUAUGAAUAAUGAUGGCAUCGAAGUCAAUCU
Danio aesculapii is the source of this 2279-nucleotide messenger RNA. RefSeq names its product interleukin 10 receptor, alpha (gene il10ra). The coding region runs from base 252 to 1862 and encodes 536 amino acids. The record is from RefSeq and is a predicted model, not a curated record. Lineage: Eukaryota; Metazoa; Chordata; Actinopteri; Cypriniformes; Danionidae. The transcript has 7 exons. Gene Ontology annotation, molecular function: protein binding.